Molecule: messenger RNA, 1155 nt
Organism: Arabidopsis arenosa
Lineage: Eukaryota; Viridiplantae; Streptophyta; Magnoliopsida; Brassicales; Brassicaceae
Source: the annotation of a GenBank genome assembly
AGAGUCUUAUCAUCAACCGUUACGUUUUCGAUUUCUCAAAUUCCAAACAAAACCAAGAAAACUUUACCUGAACAGAGAAGAUUAUCGCAGCUUGUGUGCGUAAGAGCGAUGGCGUCUGAGAAACAAAAACAACAUGCACAACCUGGCAAAGAACAUGUCAUGGAAUCAACUCCACAAUUCUCUAGCUCAGAUUACCAACCUUCCAACAAGCUUCGUGGAAAAGUGGCGUUGAUAACUGGUGGAGACUCCGGGAUCGGUCGAGCCGUGGGAUACUGUUUUGCACUCGAAGGUGCUACGGUUGCUUUCACUUACGUUAAGGGUCAAGAGGAAAAAGAUGCACAUGACACGCUACAAAUGUUGAAGGAGGUUAAAACCUCGGACGCUAAGGAGCCGAUUGCGAUUCCAACGGAUUUAGGAUUUGACGAGAACUGCAAGAGGGUUGUUGAUGAGGUCGUUAACGCGUUUGGUCGCAUCGAUGUCUUGAUCAAUAACGCGGCAGAGCAGUACGAGAGCAGCUCGGUCGAGGAGAUUGAUGAGCCUAGACUUGAGCGUGUCUUCCGUACAAACAUUUUCUCUUACUUCUUCCUCACAAGGCAUGCGUUGAAGCAUAUGAAGGAAGGAAGCAGCAUUAUCAACACCACAUCAGUGAAUGCCUACAAGGGAAACGCUUCGCUUCUCGACUACACCGCUACUAAAGGAGCGAUUGUGGCGUUUACUCGAGGGCUUGCACUUCAGCUUGCGGAGAAAGGAAUCCGUGUCAAUGGUGUGGCUCCUGGUCCGAUAUGGACACCACUUAUCCCAGCCUCGUUCAAUGAGGAGAAGAUAAAGAAUUUCGGGUCUGAGGUUCCGAUGAAACGUGCGGGGCAGCCGAUUGAAGUGGCGCCUUCGUAUGUUUUCUUGGCUUGUAACCAUUGCUCUUCUUACUUUACUGGUCAAGUUCUUCACCCCAAUGGAGGAGCUGUGGUGAAUGCAUGAGGGUGGAGUGGACAAGACCCGUCUUAAAACGUCUAAGGUCUUAAAUAUGGUGAUGUUGUUGUGCGUUUAGGGGCUUUUUUGUUAAGUUAUGUAUAUGUUGGCAAUGUGUCAAGUCCGUACCUUUUAUAGUCUGAACUAUGAAGUAACGAAAAUAUGUUGAAAUAAAGUCUUUCCACAUCG